CAAGAGAGUAUGAAAACAAUGCAGAGCGUCGCAUCUCCAAGUACUCGGCCAAAAACAAAUAUAAACCAAACGAGCGCACCGGGGUUUCUGCUUAAAUCUAAGCCAAUUGGUUACAUAUAUUUGCAAACACACCAUUGCAGUCGUAGGCGAUGGCGUUUGCCAAGAAGAAGAAAGAAGAUCCUCUAUCGUCCAACGACGAUGAGAUAUUGCAAAUAAAAAUAAUAGAGCUGCAGGAUAAAUUGGAGGAUAUCUUGAGCAACCAAGACGUAAUAAUCAACCUCCUAGGCCAAGUAGCAAACCCUCUGCUAAGCACUAACGGGUCUGAUGAUACCGAAUCCACUGAGGUCAGAACGCCAUAUUUCCCAGUGCGAGAUCCAGAAGAACUGACAAAAUUAGACGCUGAAUUGGCCAAGCCCGGAAAUAGCUUUAUUCCUAUGAUGAAGCGAAUAUUGCGCCCAGAAGGUGUCAUACAGCCACUGAAGGAGAAUAUUCUUAAGAUAUUCGGAGAGGAAAUAAUAAUGGGCUUCAACUUUGAUGGUGUGCAUCAGAAGCAGCCGUUUAGGCAGUUUACGAAUAUUAAUAAGAUCAUCUAUGAGAUUCAAAAAAGAAGUGGAUAUACUGAAGCAGACUACAUCGCAGACAUAAGAAUCACCUUCCACACACUAAAGCGGCGCUAUCAUAAAAGAAAACACGAUGUGAUGAAGAGGAGUAAAUUGAACAAAAUCUUUGACUGAGUUCAGUAUAGAAUUUGUGUUUAGAAAAAGCAAAUGUGACAAUAGUAUAGUUACUAACAUCAUUAAGGCAAUUUGACAAUGAGUCCAAAGACAUUUUCAAGACACUGAACGAGACGGGCAGCACAUUAAGCCAGAAAAAAGAAUCAAUUACCUGAUAACCAAGUUUUUACUCUAGUAUCUUCCUGAAUUUUACGAAUAUUGUUUUGAGAGAAAGAGAUACAUAGAUAGUGACCCCAAUCAUUUUAAGAUGUUACAUUUUUAAAACGAAGACAGGUUAUUGUGUUCAUUAAAACAUAGUUUUGUUUGAA
Drosophila subobscura is the source of this 1042-nucleotide messenger RNA. RefSeq lists its product as uncharacterized. Lineage: Eukaryota; Metazoa; Arthropoda; Insecta; Diptera; Drosophilidae. The coding region runs from base 150 to 734 and encodes 194 amino acids. The transcript has 4 exons. The record is from RefSeq and is a predicted model, not a curated record.